UUCCUAGACAAAUGAAAAUAUGGCAAAAAUGAAAACGGAAUUUAUCUAGUGACAAGGAAGUACCGUUUUACUGGCAUCACUGGUUAUUUUGUGUAGACAAUUACAAAUUGUUACCAGGAUACCGGGAAUUGGUGGCAUGGAUGCAGGUUUCUGUGGAAUCCUACUAAUAUGAUGAAUAGGAAGUUUAUGACAGAUAGCAACCUUUCGAGAUUUUCGCAAGAUGUGUGAUGAAAAUAACUACAGGACGAUAGUUGUGCUGGUGUUCUGCCUAAGUUUGAUGUUUAACUUGCUAGCCUAUCUCGCUUACGAUGCCAGUAGGACAAUGUCACCUUACCGAGAACAGGUAGUUCAGGACCAAAACAGAUACCUUCUUACCCCAAACGAUGAAGGCAGCAGACAGUCGUCAAGUGAGAACCGAUUCAAAAAUUCUUUUGCUCCGCUUGCCACAGAAAGGGCGGUUAAAAUAAGUGCUCAACAAUUCUUAAAAGCCAGGUUAAAAUCUCCCGAAGUUCAAUCAAGAAAACUUCAAGAGGAAGAUAGCUUUAAUAUUGAACAGGAUCUUCAUAACACAACCAUUGGCAAUGUCACUAAUCCUCAUAAUUAUUCUUACGUCAUCAACCAGCCUCAACUGUGCAGGGGAGAUAACUCAUUAGAUUUGAUCAUUAUUGUGUGUACGAGUGUGUCAGGAUUUUCAAAAAGACAGGCGAUUCGGAACACGUGGGGUUUGUUUUUGAAACAGCAACAGAAUGUGAGAAUGGUAUUUUUUCUUGGAGUGCAAAAUAAAGAAAAUAUUCAAAAUAAAGUUUUUGAGGAAAACCAUACAUACCAUGAUAUUGUGCAGGAAGAUUUCUGGGAUUCGUACCGAAAUCUGUCAAUCAAAUCGGUAGGAGCUCUUAAGUGGAUGAAGAAUUAUUGUAAUAUAGCAAAAUUUGGGUUAAAAGUUGAUGAUGAUAUUUUUGUGAAUAUUCCAAAUCUAAUGGAGAUGUUAUCCAAAGUGACUCACCCUCGUAUCAUUAUCGGACACUUGUUUGUUGGGGCGCGUCCUAUACAGGACAUACACUCUAAAUGGCACACAGCUAAGGAGGACUUUCCUCGAGACGUAUACCCUCCCUACGUCUCUGGUACCUGUUACGUCAUGUCCUUACAGGCAGCUAUCGACAUAUAUCAAGUGUCAUUAUAUACCAAGCUAUUUUGGUUGGAAGACAUUUAUAUCACAGGAAUAUGUGCAGAAAAGGCAAAAAUAAAACUAGCUCACGAACCGGAAUUAACGUAUAUAAAACGUGUCGCUAGUGGUUGUGCUUUUGAACAUGCCAUAACAGGACAUAAAGUAAGUUCAAAGGACAUGUACAAAAUUUACCGCGAAUUACAAGAUCCCAACUUAAAAUGUAUGAAUGGUUCAUAAAGCGGUUCAUGAUAUCAAUGUCUGGCUUCAUGUUAGCAUUUGAUAUCCAUGUCUGACUUCAUGUUUAUGUCGUUGAUAACAAUAUCUGGCUACAAGUUUGUUUCCUUGAUAUCAAUAUCUGGGUUCAUGUUUGUGUCGUUGAUUUCAAUACCUUGUAUAUGUUUGUAUCGGUUACAUCAAUACAUUGUAUGUUUGUAUCGGUUAUAUCAAUACCUUGUAUGUUUGUAUCGGUUACAUCAAUACAUUGUAUGUGUGUGUCGGUUAUAUCAAUACCUUGUAUAUGUUUGUAUCGGUUACAUCAAUACAUUGUAUGUUUGUGUCGUUGAUAUCAAUACCUUGUAUAUGUUUGUAUCGGUUAUAUCAAUACAUUGUAUGUUUGUGUCGGUUAUAUCAAUACAUUGUAUAUGUUUGUAUCGGUUAUAUCAAUACCUGGUAUAUGUUUGUAUCGGUUAUAUCAAUACAUUGUAUGUUUGUAUCGGUUAUAUCAAUACCUUGUAUAUGUUUGUAUCGGUUAUAUCAAUACCUUGUAUAUGUUUGUAUCGGUUAUAUCAAUACAUUGUAUAUGUUUG
Molecule: messenger RNA, 1971 nt
Organism: Ylistrum balloti
Lineage: Eukaryota; Metazoa; Mollusca; Bivalvia; Pectinida; Pectinidae
Product: beta-1,3-galactosyltransferase 1-like
Exons: 2
Coding region: 221-1402 (393 amino acids)
Cellular component (GO): membrane
Molecular function (GO): hexosyltransferase activity
Source: RefSeq, a predicted model, not a curated record